UGUUCCUUGUAAAAAACAAUUCACCAGCUGUCACCGGGUGCUUGCAGACAGAGUCGAUCUCGUCGCUCCUGAUCUUUAUAUAACACUGGCGUUGUGUUGAUGCAGCACAGCCAUGAAGGGUAGUACUGCAAGCACAGCGUUCAUUUGUUUUGGAGCUUGGAUUCUUGGCGUUAAUGGAAUUUCAUGGUUGAAGACUCGUGUCUCGGGAACCACCAUACAGAAAAUAGCUGACCGAAAUCUGGACAGCACACAAUGGUCGUUCAAAUCCGCCUACAAAACUGGAAAGGACACCAACAAGAACAGCAUCUUCGUCGCUGAUGUCUUCAAGAAGGCAGGAGUCAUCGUUCCUCAAAUCAACAACUGGUGGUCCAGUCCAAUAGGAGCCGGUGAAUGGGGUAACCCUAACUCAUCCUAUCUGAAAGGAAAUUCCUGCUGGAGUCAAGUAUCUACGCCCGGUAUUGGUGACGUCAUAAGUGAUGGACAAGCCGUUGCUAUCGUCACCGGUCAGCAGAAAACCACCAGAGCGACCCUGGAGAAAGUUGUCAAAGACGACUGGGGAUUUCUUUCUGAUAGCCAGAAUAUUGUUUUUUGGCAUUAUUCGUGUUAAAGCUUAAUGUAUUAUCACAUUUGCCCAUUUAUUUGCAAAUGAAAUGACUUUUCCACGAAGCGUGAAAAUAUUUGGCAAAUAAAAGCAUA
Haliotis rufescens (red abalone) is the source of this 696-nucleotide messenger RNA. RefSeq lists its product as uncharacterized. The coding region runs from base 113 to 607 and encodes 164 amino acids. Lineage: Eukaryota; Metazoa; Mollusca; Gastropoda; Lepetellida; Haliotidae. The record is from RefSeq and is a predicted model, not a curated record. The transcript has 3 exons.